AUGGCAGUGCGCCCUCCAUCGGCGCGUCUCAACUUCGUGCACCAUCAGAGUGAGAAUUGGACCACGGCCACCGAGAACACCCGUAUCGCGGCCGAAGGAGAAGGCGUACUGUAUGUCCAUGGUGCUCCUAUCUACCGAGCAAUUCGGCGAGUGAACCGCGUGCUUGACAGUCCGCCACAUGCGCUGCCAGCGUCGCAUCCACGCUCCACCGAGGGCCAACCGCCGGCUGCCGCUGCUUGCCCUUCUCGUUCAUCGCAGUUGCCUUACCAUCCACCACCACCACACGACCGACAAGCCUACAACAACCAUGAUCACUCUGGUGUUGUCGCGCCUGGGCUGCCGGCUGGCCCUCCUCUUGCCCAUCAGAUGGGACAUGCGCCGCAUCAUGGGUACCCGCACGCGACCGGUGAUCUGCUUCGCGGCUUGCCUACUCAACCACAUCAGCACCAGCAUCGUCCAUCGCAGCCGACGUGGAUCGCGGUGGAAACCCAUGUCCAGUGUUGGCCACCACCUCCAAUCGCGACCUCUGGCCCCACAUUCAACGCCAAUACCAGUGUUGCCAACGUCGGCGUCACCAAUCCAGACUUGCGUGCGGCUCAGCCCUACGAGCAUUGUAGAUUACGGAAGCCAAAGAAAUUGCGUGCCGCCCAAGCCUGCGUGCCAUGCAGACAACGGAAGCGAAAGUGCGACGAGGGUUCGCCAUGCUCGUGCUGCAAGGAGGACAAAUUUACUUGUCAAUAUCCUGGCACACCGCCGGGCAACACCAACGCGACCAACGCGACCAUGGAGAAGCUGCUGAGGUACGCGGAAGCCCAUUCGAAUGAGCUCAAGAAAUUAAAUAGCAAAGUGGACGGCUUCGAACAGCAAUCACGCCGGGUCGAGCCGAACAAAUCCGCUGCGCCAGAGCCUACGAUCAUGAACGAUCAAGAUCGACCGAGACGAAGACAAGAGCUGGAAGAUCACAAGACCGCACCACACAAGUUGCUGUUGCAUUGGCCUUCCGUGCGAAAACUGCUGGGGAAGGCUAAGUUGGAGCACGACGAGGGCUACGUUAUGACGGCCGAGUAUGGCCAGGACGAAAGUGAUGAAACAGGAGAUACGCCGCCGCACGCGUAUGGAACCUGGGAUACUGAAAUGUCUUCCACGCCUGACAAUGAGGCGCGACGGUCGACACGUGCAGGAGGCCUGGGAUCGGAUGGCGACGUCGAUCUCGACGCGCACACCAUCAACGAGCUUUACGACAGCUACAUGCGUCACAUCCACAUCCUGCACCCGUUUCUGGACCAGCGGGAAUUGCGGGAGAUGUUUGACAGCUUCCUCCGGCGUUACAGCACCGGCGGGCCUCGAGCACGCUUCGCCGUCAGUACAUCUGACUCCUACCAGCGACCGCUGAAGCGACAACGAUCCAACGUGUCUACUGCGAACGUGGCACCGCAGUGGGAGCAGGCCGGUGAAGGAGAGCCGACCGAACGGUCGCCUGGAAACGCCAUCAUUUUUUUGGUACUGGCAUUGGGAAAGAUAUGCAUGCAUAGCGACCCACUACCAGGCGGGGACGUCAUCCCUGGAAUUGCGUACUAUGCCAAAGCAGCCGAGAUUCUGGGUGACCAGGGAGACGGAAACGACCUCGUCCACGCCCAGAUGUUCCUGCUAGCAGGUCUGUAUAAAGGUCAGCUAGCUCAUGUGAAGGAAAGCAUGAGCUGGAUCACAAUGGCAGGUCGUGCAAUCUUCAUUCUGCUCGAUCGUUACAAGCUAUACAAUGGCAACUACUGGACGGCCUACGGUGAUGUACAAAGGCGGCACGAAAGCGCGCAUAAGCGCAUUAAGGAUACUCGACACAGCUUGAUCGUGCUUGCCUCGUGGACGUGCCUCCAAUUGGAGAGUGACAUUCGCGCCGACCUCAAGUUACCGUCCAGUGAGAUCCAAAGCAUUGAGGAUCUGCUCAUCAUGCCCAAGAAGACACGCGAGGACGAGGGUAGACCAGACGACUGCGACAACAACCUCAUAUACUACACCGCACAGCUCUUCCUGCGACGACGAUUGAACCAGGUCCACCGAGAGAUGUAUGGGCCAGACUGCUCGAGCCAGUCGUUGACUGAAGUCCAGGAGAUGCUUAGGGGUCAUGAGAACAUCCUCACUGAGUGGAGAAGGGGCCUUCCACUCGCUCUGAGAUGGAAUGAUAACGAUCCGCUAUCGUCGGACAUCCUUGCGGCCCGAUUGCGUGCGAAAUACUACGGGGCCAGAUACAUCGUCAACCGCCCUUUCCUCGAUUACGCGUUGCACAUAAUGCCAGGUCUCAAAAGUGGUCAUCCCAUGGAAGCUGUCGCAAGGGACGGAUACGGCAACCCGCGUGACAAGGCCGACAUCCAUCUCUUCAGGGCCAUCGAGCAGCUGGGCGAUUCGACAGUACGGGAAGCCGCACGACGUUGCGUCGAUGCAGCCAUGCACAGUACCAUCGCUUUCGACGGCGUGCGAGAACGUCUCAUUCUCACCAACAUCCACGGCACCGCACACGCGCAAUUCGGCAAUAUGCUAGCCUUGUGUGCGACGUUCACAACAGAUCAUAUGAAGCAGAUCGUUCAGACCGACGAGUUUAGGGAACGACUGCCCCGGACGAUCAGCUUCCUUGGAAAGCUGGCGCCCAUCUCACCCACAUGCGCUGCGGACUGCAGCAUCCUCGAGAAGUUCAACGAUCUCCUGUUUCCAAUCAAGCAGCCUGACAUCGAAGCAGCCGAUGAGCGCUGCGACUCGCAUGCCGAGUCGAUCACGAAAUCCCCUUCUUAA
Zasmidium cellare ATCC 36951 is the source of this 2781-nucleotide messenger RNA. RefSeq lists its product as uncharacterized. NCBI's taxonomy places the organism in Eukaryota, Fungi, Ascomycota, Dothideomycetes, Mycosphaerellales, Mycosphaerellaceae. The transcript is spliced from 5 exons. Bases 1 to 2781 code for a protein of 926 amino acids. Gene Ontology annotation, biological process: regulation of DNA-templated transcription. The record is from RefSeq and is a predicted model, not a curated record. Gene Ontology annotation, molecular function: DNA-binding transcription factor activity, RNA polymerase II-specific; zinc ion binding.